Messenger RNA from Sitodiplosis mosellana (orange wheat blossom midge), 1215 nucleotides. It is a transcript of the gene RpL23A, whose product is annotated as 60S ribosomal protein L23a. NCBI's taxonomy places the organism in Eukaryota, Metazoa, Arthropoda, Insecta, Diptera, Cecidomyiidae. Gene Ontology annotation, molecular function: structural constituent of ribosome; rRNA binding. The record is from RefSeq and is a predicted model, not a curated record. The transcript is spliced from 6 exons. Gene Ontology annotation, cellular component: cytosolic large ribosomal subunit; ribosome. The coding region runs from base 113 to 1033 and encodes 306 amino acids. Gene Ontology annotation, biological process: translation; ribosomal large subunit assembly.
UACGCUGAGGCGACAUCAGUUCCCUCUAGCACAUUGAACGCCAUAUUGAAAAAAAUUAUCUUCGCAGUGCUAGUUCCGUUUGUCAAUUCUUUUCUAUUUCUUUUCCAUUAAAAUGGCACCGAAGAAACCAACUGAGAAGUCUGGCGAGAAAAAAGCAGCGCCAGCUGCUUCAACCUCAUCCGAGAAAAAGGAUACCAAAAAGGCUGCUCCAGCCAAAAAGCCAGCUGAGAAGAAACCAGCUGCAGCUAAACCAGCUGAAAAGAAACCAGCUGCCGCCAAGCCAGCCGACAAGAAACCAGCCGCAUCAAAGGCAACGACUUCAAAAUCAGCUGCUAAGCCAGCCGCCAAGCGCCCAGCCGGUGAAGCUAAAGCCACCGCUGCCAAGAAGACAGCUACCUCAGCCAAACCAGUUGAUAAGAAGAAUGUCGCCAAGAAGCCAGUCGCCAAGAAGACCACCGCUUCAAAGACCGCUAAGCCAGCUGCCAAGAAGAAGACCACCACCGCUAAGAAACAACCAACCAAAGCUGGUGCUAAAUUGGCCGCUAAAGUCAAGUCAUUGAAGAAACCAUCAAAGGCUGCCGUUUCAGCCAAGAAUAAGAAGGCCACUGCUGCCGUUGUUCGCGCAAAAAAAGUGCAAAAGAAGGUGAUCAAAGGUCCAUUCGGAACACGUACACGCAAAGUGCGUACCAGUGUUACAUUCAAGCGUCCAAAGACUUUGGCUUUGCCACGCAAUCCAAAAUACCCCCGCAAGUCGGUGCCAACUCGUGACCGCAUGGACCCAUUCAAUAUUGUCAAAUAUCCAUUGACCACUGAAGCCGCCAUGAAGAAGAUUGAAGACAACAACACCUUGGUGUUCUUAACACAUUUGCGUGCAAACAAACACCACGUGCGAGCUGCUGUCCGCAAACUUUAUGACAUUAAAGUAGCUAAAGUGAACUUGUUGAUUAGACCUGAUGGACAAAAGAAAGCCUACGUUCGCUUGGCACGAGACUACGAUGCUCUAGAUAUCGCAAACAAGAUCGGUAUCAUAUAAAUUCCUCAGCCACGGCACACACAGAUUUUCUACUUCGUUUUUUCGAAUUUCGCCCAAAUAUGGAUAUAGAAGAAAUGUUACAUGUUCUCCUAACCCAAUUCGAAUAAAUUUGAAAACACUGGAAGAAACAAAAAAAAUAUAUUACUAUUUUCUAUGUGAAAAGAACAUCAAUUAAUUAGGAA